AUGUCGGCUCAACCUUAUAGAUUAGCGUCAGUGCUAGCUGGACAUGACCAAGAUAUAAAAGCGAUAGCAGCAGCAACGGACGACCUUAUUAUUUCAGCAGCUCGUGAUAAAACAGUUCGUUCCUGGUCUCGUAUUGCACCUAAUGGCUUUUCACUUCACAACAUUUACUUGGGACAUGAUCACUUUGUUAAUUCUUUGGCCAUUAUUAAGCCAAACGAGGCUUUUCCAGAAGGCUUAAUCGUUUCUAGUGGCUCUGACAAGUUUAUCAAUGUCUAUCAGCCUAAUCAGCCUGCUGAGCCUCUUUAUACUCUUAUUGGACAUACUGAGAAUGUCACAACAUUAAAGGCAACACCAUCUGGCUAUAUUGUGUCUGGCUCAUGGGACAAGAAGGUUAUUGUUUGGAAAGGAUUUCAAAAGGCUUAUUCUCUCGAGGGACAUGAAGCAGCUGUUUGGGCUGUACUUCCCUUGAAUGAUGAUACUAUUUUGACAGCUUCAGCUGAUAAAACAAUUAGAUUAUGGAAGAAUGGAAAGCUUGCACACACUUAUCAAGGUCAUACUGAUGCUGUCAGAGGUUUAGCUCUAGUGACAAAUGACACAUUUGUGUCUUGCUCAAAUGAUGCAACCUUGCGUGUUUGGAAACUGGAUGGAACCUGUUUACAAGUGUUGUAUGGACAUACUUCCUUUGUAUAUUCUGUAGAUGUUUUAGGCUCAGGAGAAUUUAUCUCAUCAGGGGAAGAUCGCACUGUGCGUGUGUGGAAAGAUGGGGAAUGUGUUCAGACCAUUCAGCAACCCUGUAUUUCAGUCUGGUCAGUCGCAGGAUUACCAAAUGGUGACAUAGUCGUUGGUGGAAGCGAUGCAGUAGUUCGUAUAUUUACUCGUGAUGAAAAGAGAAUGGCGCCUGCCGAAGCAUUAAAGGAGUUUGAUGAGCUUUUAGCAAACCAGGCUAUACCAUCAAAUCAAAUCGGCGAUGUUAAUAAGAAUGAUCUACCUGGGCCUGAAGCAUUGACUAAGCCAGGAACAAAGGAAGGUCAAGUUAUUAUGGUUAAUGUAGGGGCAAAUGUUGAAGCACACCAAUGGAGUAGUCAAACACAAAGCUGGCAAAAGAUUGGCGAAGUCGUUGGAGGUGUUGGAUCAGGUUCUAAUAAGCAACUCUAUGAGGGAAAAGAAUAUGAUUACGUUUUUGAUAUUGACAUUGGAGCUGGACCAGGUGGCAAUCUUAAACUUCCAUACAAUGUCACUCAGAACGCUUACGAUGCUGCAGAAAAAUUUUUAAUAAAACAUGAUCUUCCUCAGUCAUUUAGAGAAGAAAUUGCAACAUUUAUUAUCAAAAAUACAGGAAGUGUCAAUCUAGGAUCCGGCGAAUAUCAAGACCCUUUCACGGGAGCAAAUAGAUACACACCAGUACCGAACUAUCAAACUACCAAUACAUCAGGCGCCUUUGUAGACCCUUUCACUGGCCAAGGCUCUUACCGUCCUACACAACCCACUGUUCCAACUUCCUCAUCAGCUAACUACAACGAUCCCUUCACAGGAAAAAAUUCGUACCAGACCUCUAGUACAGCAGGAAAAGUUUUACCUAUUAAAAACUACUUGACAUUGAAACAAGCUAAUCUGGAUGCUGUAAGGAACAAGAUCUAUACUUUCAGCGCUGAACUAGCGCCAGUACAUUUGUAUGAUGAACAACUCCAAGAUUUAGAGGCCAUUAUCUGUUAUAUCAAAGAUCCAACUGGAAAAGCAAGCGUUGUAUCACUUGCAGUGAUUGUGAAAAUGUGCACAAUGUGGCCAGAAGACAAACGAUUCCCCGCACUGGAUCUCCUUCGCUUGCUUGCUUUAUACUAUCCUGAAGAGCUAAAUAGUAUGGUACAGGAUAUAGUUACUUUCAUAAAAGUAGCUGGUGGCCUGUCGCCCACAUCAGCUGGAAAUGAAACAAAUGCUAUGCUUGCCUUCCGUGCGCUGGCUAAUCUGUUCAACACAGAAUAUGGCCGUCAAAUUAUGUGGGAGAAGCGCACCUUAAUAGCAGAAAUCAUGCAGGUCGAUAUUACGGGUAGGUUCAAGUCGAAAGCAGCAAGAUUAGCACAGAGUACAUUAGCAGUCAAGUAA
This is a messenger RNA of Rhizopus microsporus ATCC 52813, 2100 nucleotides long. Its product is annotated as PFU-domain-containing protein. The transcript has 10 exons. Gene Ontology annotation, molecular function: ubiquitin binding. The record is from RefSeq and is a predicted model, not a curated record. Lineage: Eukaryota; Fungi; Mucoromycota; Mucoromycetes; Mucorales; Rhizopodaceae. Gene Ontology annotation, cellular component: nucleus; cytoplasm. Bases 1 to 2100 code for a protein of 699 amino acids. Gene Ontology annotation, biological process: ubiquitin recycling; proteasome-mediated ubiquitin-dependent protein catabolic process.